This is a messenger RNA of Nannospalax galili (Upper Galilee mountains blind mole rat), 945 nucleotides long. Its product is annotated as olfactory receptor 12-like. The coding region runs from base 1 to 945 and encodes 314 amino acids. The transcript has a single exon. The record is from RefSeq and is a predicted model, not a curated record. Gene Ontology annotation, molecular function: G protein-coupled receptor activity; olfactory receptor activity; odorant binding. Gene Ontology annotation, biological process: sensory perception of smell; G protein-coupled receptor signaling pathway. Gene Ontology annotation, cellular component: membrane. NCBI's taxonomy places the organism in Eukaryota, Metazoa, Chordata, Mammalia, Rodentia, Spalacidae.
AUGAAGAGUGGGCUGGAUAGGAACUACUCAGAGGUGACUGAGUUCAUCCUGCUGGGGUUCAGAGUCCCCCCAAAGCUUCAGCUCCUCUUAUUCUUAGCAUUCUUGAUGAUCUACAUGGUCACUGUAGUGGGGACUGUCAGCAUGAUCAUUGUUAUUAAGAACUCCAGACCACAGACCCCUAUGUACUUCUUCCUUAGAAAAUUGUCCUACCUAGAUCUCUGCUAUUCCACCAUCAUUGCUCCCAAAACCUUAGCCAACUUCUUGACCAGUGAAAAGAAAGUUUCAUACAAUGGCCGUGCUGCCCAAUUUUUCUUCUUUGCCCUGCUUGUCACAGUUGAAGCCCUUCUUCUUGCUGUCAUGGCAUUUGGUACAUUUUCAGCCAUUUGUUCACCUCUGCUUUACCCUGUGCACAUGUCCCAGAAGGUCUGUGUUCAGUUGGUAACUGGCUCCUACAUCUGUGGGUGCAUCAACUCCAUGGUAAAAACAAGUUUCACUUUCAGCUUGCGAUUCUGUGGAGAAAACAGGCUGGACCACUUUUUCUGUGAUGUUCCAGCUCUGAUCAAGAUCUCCUGUGCUGACACCUCUGUGAAUGAGACUGUGCUGUUUAUUCUCUCCGCAUUCAUCAUUGUGUCCACCACAACUGCCAUUCUGGUUUCCUAUGGGUACAUCCUCUCCACGGUCCUGAAGAUCCCCUCCACCCAUGGCAAGAGUAAGACGUUCUCCACCUGUGGUUCCCAUAUCGCAGUGGUGAGUUUAUUCUAUGGAACUAUGUUCGUCAUGUACGCCCAACCCGGGGCCAUCUCCUCACCAGAGAAAAGCAAGAUCGUAGCUGUGUUCUACACACUUGUAAUACUCAUGCUGAACCCAUUAAUAUACAGUCUGAGAAAUAGAGAUGUGAAAGAUGCUGUGAAAAGAAUAUUAUGUAGGCAAUGGCUCUCCCAGUGA